AAAGGAGUGAGAAGAGUUGGGUUUACGUGCUACUGGAAAGCGAGCUGGAAGAGUUGUUCUCUGGAUAUCUGCGGAUAAAAAAAAAUCAAUAAAAUGAAGGCUAUCAGUCCCGUCCGCUCCGUAAGAAGCUGCUACGAGGCGGUUUGCUGCGUUUCCGAGCAGAGUCUGUCCAUCAGCCGCAGCCGGAGCCCCUGCGAGCUGUCGGACAUGAACGACUGCUACUCGAAACUGAAGGAGCUGGUGCCCAGCAUCCCGCAGGACAAGUCGGUUAGCCAAGUGGAGAUCCUCCAGCAUGUGAUCGACUACAUCUUCGACCUCCAGAUCGCGCUGGAAAACGAGGAGGAUACGGUGAAAAACUCGGCGGACGUGCUGAGGGCUCUGCAGAGCUCCGAGAUAACGUUCCCCAAAGAAGACGGAACUCUCUGUCACUAAGGCAACCGAACAGCGCGCUCGCGCCUUCCAACGGUGCAGGAUGGCAACUUCUCCACUCAUGGACGAGAGAGAGAGACAGAAAGAGAUGGAGGAGGGAGGUAGGAAGGGAGUGAAGGGGGUUGGACACGUACGAGGAGUGUCUCCAUUCAGACUGUGGGAAAAGAACCUGCACCCCGCUGAAACCAUCCAGUCUUUGGUCACUGGACACUUCAACACACCAAAGCUGAAGACUUCUGGAGUUUGGAGGGGAAACGCUCUUCCACAGACUCUCUUUUCUUUUUCUUUUUAAAUCAUUCCCCUUUUUUGUGAUGCUACAAUCAAGCAUUGUGCAUUCCUGGUUACAUUCCAAACCAUUCAGACUCACUUCGCUCUUUCUUCAGUCCCUACCUACUCAUUCAGGCUGUCAGUUUUUUUCUCUUUCUCUUUCUCCCACACACU
Colossoma macropomum (tambaqui) is the source of this 870-nucleotide messenger RNA. It is a transcript of the gene id3, whose product is annotated as inhibitor of DNA binding 3. The record is from RefSeq and is a predicted model, not a curated record. Gene Ontology annotation, molecular function: transcription regulator activity; protein dimerization activity. The transcript has 3 exons. Bases 94 to 432 code for a protein of 112 amino acids. Gene Ontology annotation, biological process: cell differentiation; circadian regulation of gene expression; negative regulation of transcription by RNA polymerase II. Lineage: Eukaryota; Metazoa; Chordata; Actinopteri; Characiformes; Serrasalmidae. Gene Ontology annotation, cellular component: nucleus; cytoplasm.